AAAUUGGAAAGUAAAAAAGAAGAAUUAGAUGAGAUCAAGGAAAAAUUUGAUGAAAAAAUCGAAAUUAUUAAUAAGGUUAGAGCAAUUGAGUUAAAAAUCCAAAACCAAAUAGAAGAUCUUGAACGUGACGAGGUGCAAGAAUUUCAAAUCUAUACUGAUGAUGAGCUCGAUGCAAUGGACAAAGAUACAUUACAAGGAGAGAUUGAUAUUCUUAAAGAAAAAACCGAAAACGCCAAUCCAAAUCUAAAUAUUUUGAAGGAAUAUAAUAUUUAUGAAAAAGAAUAUAAAUUACGACAAAAAGAUUUGAAGAGAUUACAUUUAAGCGUAAUGAAUCUUAAAGAAAUGUACCAGAGGAUCGUUUUUGGAGGAAAUGCCGAGCUUGAAUGCGAUAACUUUGAUCCCUUUUAUGAUGGCGUCAUUUUUAGCGUUAAGCCGCCGAAAAAGAGCUGGAGAAAGAUCUCGGAUUUAUCUGGUGGAGAAAAGUUCUUUGGCUCUAGUAUUUGCUCUGCACCUACACCCAUAUAUGUUAUGGACGAGAUUGAUGCGGCCUUGGAUUUUCGUAAUGUUUCAAUCGUCGCAAAUUAUAUCAAAGAACGUAUUAGGGACGCACAAUUUAUUGUUAUUAGUUUACACGAUAACAUGUCUGAAUUAGCGGAUCAUUUAGUAGGAGUAUUUAAAACUGAUGAUCAGUCAAAAUCUGUUACUUUUAAUCCGCGUAAAUUUCAAGAACUUACAUUAAGUAAAAUACUUGGAAAAGACCCAUUAAAUAAAAAAUUAUGUGUAUAA
Messenger RNA from Funneliformis geosporum, 786 nucleotides. NCBI's taxonomy places the organism in Eukaryota, Fungi, Glomeromycota, Glomeromycetes, Glomerales, Glomeraceae. The record is from the annotation of a GenBank genome assembly.